This is a messenger RNA of Bactrocera dorsalis (oriental fruit fly), 703 nucleotides long. Its product is annotated as histone-lysine N-trimethyltransferase SMYD5-like. The record is from RefSeq and is a predicted model, not a curated record. Lineage: Eukaryota; Metazoa; Arthropoda; Insecta; Diptera; Tephritidae. The transcript is spliced from 3 exons. The coding region runs from base 197 to 703 and encodes 168 amino acids. Gene Ontology annotation, molecular function: protein binding.
UUUUAAUUGUUCAAACAACACGGAAAUUUCUAACAUUGGCUUUUAAUUUAUUUCUUAAAGAUUUACUUUUAGCACAUUUUUAUGGUUUUCUCUUUUUUAUCUUUUAAGAUUCGCCAAUAAUGGUUUCUUGCCAAGAUACUAAACUCAUCAAACAAAAAGUGGAAGCGCACUAAACAAAAUUAAAUAAUUUAUAUAAAUGUUUUCAAUAUUAAUUUUAUUUGUAUACUGUAUGCGCCCUUUAGAAACAGCUGUAGAAAAUGUGCAUCGCUUGGCGUAUAUCAAUGGAUUGGUAGUGCCUUUGCCAGAAUACGAUCAAACAACACCAUGGUUGCAACAAUUUACACAAUGUGCCAAUUAUGAUAUUCAAUACUUUUCCAAAGAUUGUCGUAUGGGGGUUUUAAAGGAAUACCAUCGAGAUGCUUGUAUGGGUGAUUUUCACACAGACGCCACACACCCACUCGUGGGUGAAUUUCUCAGCACUAAGGGAGCUGGACUUUAUCUGCUUCAAAGCAAGAUUAAUCACAGUUGUGUACCAAACGCUCAUUCGAUAUUUCCUUAUACAAACGAUGUAGUUGUGUUGAAAAGGUUAGCAUCUGUACAAGUUGGUGAAGAAAUUUGCAUUUAUUACUUGAGUGAAUGCCAGCUAGAGCGCAGCAGACAUUCGAGACAAAAUGUAAAUAAAUUUGUUGAAUUAACUAAUUAA